This is a messenger RNA of Cottoperca gobio, 5506 nucleotides long. RefSeq names its product cell adhesion molecule 4 (gene cadm4). The record is from RefSeq and is a predicted model, not a curated record. The coding region runs from base 2278 to 3489 and encodes 403 amino acids. NCBI's taxonomy places the organism in Eukaryota, Metazoa, Chordata, Actinopteri, Perciformes, Bovichtidae. Gene Ontology annotation, biological process: negative regulation of peptidyl-tyrosine phosphorylation; regulation of Rac protein signal transduction; homophilic cell-cell adhesion. Gene Ontology annotation, molecular function: vascular endothelial growth factor receptor 2 binding. Gene Ontology annotation, cellular component: cell-cell contact zone. The transcript has 10 exons.
UGCGCUCGCCAGCGAAACCACAUUGGGAUUAUAGCAACUUUCGUAGAUCAACAGGAAAUUUGAGAAGCGAAUGGAGGAGACACACUUGUAGGAAGUAACAAGCUCGUACGGAUUGAUAGGAGGACUGGACGAAGCGGAGGAAGAAAGAGGGCAGAACGGAUCAACUAAACACAAUUAAAGAAGAUCAAUUUGAACGAGUGAAUAGACUGCAAGUCCGUCUGCUGCCAGGCCCCCGACCUGCCAGACCUGAGUUGUGGGCGCACACCAACACAGAGAGUCAUUUUCUCAGCGUCAGCCAGUUGACCGGUGAAGUCAGCGCUGUAAGGGAGAUUGGCGAUGAUCCACUUUCUGCUUUGCCAGAAGUGUCAGGGCCAUCGCCGUUAGAACUCAUUGUGUGUGCUGUGGCACAGAGAGUGUGCAGUAAUCUAAGGAUGACACCCACACUUUAUUCCAUCAGAUAGUGCUCAGUGAGGUGUGUGGUGCAGCUCAUCACGCUUUGUCUCUGCACUACAAACACACACAUAUUACUUACACAUACGAAAGCUACACACUCCCAGAGACCGGCGAUGCGUUGGAUCCUGACAAUCAGCGGAACUCUGUCCGGACCUUAAACACAGCAGACUUUCAGAUCAGUGUGUGUGUGUGUGUGUGUGUGUGUGUGAGUGUGUGUCUGGAGUGUACCCGGUGGAGCAUGUUGGAAAGGAAGAGUUAGGCAGGUCGAUGCUGCACGAUUACACCGUCUGAUAGACUGUGAUUAUUCUGAGAAGUCUAAAAUUACCAUGUAAAAUCACUGACCGUUUACGCCACAGUGUAUACAUGAUAGCGUAUUGAAAGAGUUCUAGCAUUCAAGCGAAUAAUGGCAGAUACCUUGAGAGAGUAAUGUGCGAGUCUCUGGGGUAAAGUAGCGAACUAAGACGUGUAAUAUCUGAAACUAAAGCGUCUGACUGCGCUGUGUGCUCCGAGCAGGUUGGUUAUUCUACACGGGGCAAGCACUUCCACUCUCUGUCUUUAUAGAGCGCCACUCAAGCUCAAUGGAUUUUAUUUAACCUUAGCUAUCUCCAGAUGAGUUGUAGUAAGAUAGUGUCUCCAUCUCUCUCCAGAGGCCCGGCCGGUUUGGUUAUAGCUCAAAGGAACAUUGACUUCUCUCUGCCGAUUUGUCGGGUGAGAAGUGCAGAAAACCCUGUUUGACUCAUUAAAAAACAAUGUGUUCAAGAGUGAACAUUGUUGCCCUAGAUUUCUCUGUCCUCGAGGGUGCUGCAAUGUAGGUAGCUCCAUUUCAAAAGUUAGCAUUCAGUCAACAUCAGUAGAGAUACACUUGACUUGCUUUGGAAGAAGUGUUUCUCAGCCUGUAUCAUACUGAAAUAUUGUAUUAUUGAUGUUUUCUCUUCCUUCGGGCGGUGUGGUCUGACCCACCCGACACAAGCACUGUGUUGUUGUGGUUAAUUGUGUGGCUGAACUAGCUUAGCUCCAACUUUGGCACUGCAGUGCAGCGUACAGUCAGUGAUGAGCUAAUUAGGUUGCCCCUCAUUUGGUUAAUUGCACAGCUGCCAUUGCUGAAUACCGUUGCUGGUAAACACAGUGUUGCAGGUGUACUUCGGUCACUGUUGGUAUUGGUUUUUGUGGUUUAUUGAUCGAGGAGUCUUGGGCUUUGGUCUCAGGAGGCUCAGAGCAGUGGUAGAAAAUAGGUAGUCUAGCAGUGUUCGCUUUGUUGUCGUUUUGCUUAGAUGGGACUGAGCUCCUGUACUGCUUUGUAGCGGCAAAGCCUCUGCACUGUACGGAUUUAAGACAAUGCAUGUCAUACGUUCUUUCUUCUAAGGUGCUGAAGUCAACAGUGGAACUUGUUGUUGCUCUAAGCUCCUCUCUGUGUGCAUUGUGAUAUAGGGUCUAAAUCACUAGCUCUGUUAGCGCCCUGAGGUCUAGUGCACUGCGUGCAGACCCUGGCUACAAUUCAGUUCUAUGUGACUUUGCAGCUAAGGCAGUUUCUUUGCAUGUGUUGUGUUCCAGCGUAGCACAUAAGAGUCCUUUCUUUAAAUGUUGUCCUCAAACAACAUCUUCUGUCUGAUUGCACUGAAGUAAAGCUGGGCAGUUAGCGUGUGCCCGUGUCUGCAGCAUUGCAGUUGAGAACAAAGCCGAGUGUGUGUGUGUGUGUGUGUGUGUGUUUGUGGGCUAGUUUGUCUGUAGCAGUGCAGGCAGGGUCACAGAGGAGCCAUUGAUCAAACGUGCACAUCCACACAUCAACACGCUCAAACAUACACACACACAGCUUCUCAAUACACAAUGAGGCCUCUCCGGAGCUCUGUCCUCUGUCGCCUCCUCCCUGCACCCUUCUCUCUGGUCCUGCGCAGCCUUGUCCUGGUCCUGCUCUGCACCACUCCCCGUUGUCAGGCAGUGCAGGCGGAGAAUGUGACAGUCUUGGAGGGAGGUACGGCCCAGAUCUCCUGCCGCCUGCAGAACUACGAUGGAUCAAUCGUGGUUAUCCAGAAUCCCCGCCGGCAGACGCUCUUCUUCAACGGCACGCGAGCCUUGAAAGACGACCGUUUCCAGAUGGUGCUUUUCACGCCGAGGCUGGUGCGCAUCACGUUGACCAACGUCAGCGUGUUGGAUGAGGGCGGCUACUUCUGCCAGCUCUACACGGACUCCACUCACCACCAGGUGGCGACGCUCUCUGUGUCGGUGCCCCCGGAGACUCCCACGGUGGAGGUGAAGCAGGAGGCCGUGGAGGGCGGAGAGGUGGAGCUCACCUGUAUGUCGCCGCGCAGCAAGCCUGCUGCCACCCUGCGCUGGAUUCGCAACGGCCGGGAGAUACCAGGUGUGGUAUCCCAGCAGGACAACGCAAAGACGUUCAGCGUGUCCAGCACCAUCCGGAUCCCUGUAGAAAGGAAAGACAACGGGGCGGCGCUGAGCUGCGAGGCGUUCCACCCAGCGCUCAGCGGGCAGAAGAGGAUUCGACACUACCGCCUGGAUGUGUAUUUUGCGCCAACAGUGAGGAUUGUUCCUCCCUCUGGAAUUUUGCGAGAGGGCGACUCGCUCAGCCUCACCUGCUCCGUCACUGGGAACCCUCUGCCCAGGAACAUUCAGUGGUCCAAGAUUAACGACACCUUACCUGAGAGGGCAGAGAUUUCUGGCCCCACCUUUCAGAUUUCCCGUCUCAGCCAAUCACACAACGGGACGUACUUGUGCCAGGCCCAGAACAACUUUGGACGCGCUGCCGAUCAUUACACCCUACUGGUGUACGAUAAUGUGUCUGUCACUACCACGGUCCCUCCCACUCCCACCACCCAAACCCUCCUAACACCCAGCUUCGCUCCGGACCCAAGAGAUCCCGGUGCAGUGGUCGAGACUCACAGUGCAGUACCAUAUGCAGUGAUAGGUGGCGUUCUGGCACUGCUGGUUUUCACCGUCAUCUGUGUCCUCAUCGUCACCAUCUGGUGCUCUGUUCGACAGAAAGGCUCGUACCGUACGCGAGAGCCUAUUCUUGCUUGGUAUUGACCUAACAAUCAGUUAACUAAUGAAUUAAUCCGUCACAGGUUCCUAUCUUACCCACGAGGCCAGUGGGCUGGAUGAACACGGUGAGGUGCAGGAGGCUUUCCUCAACGGGAACGACGCCAGCCAGGGCAAGAAGGAGUACCUACUGUAGCCCCUCUCCUUCCCUACCCCCUUCUCUUCUGACCUCAUUCCCUCUACCCCUUCCUUUCCCCAGUCUCCCACCUUAUAUACAGUAUACACAUACACACAAAGCGCCAUAACAGGCGGCCUUCUGAAAACGACUGUAUACAGAUACUGCACACACCCAAUCCAUCCCGCUCCAUUCCACUCCAUAACCUCCAUGCACACACACACACACACACACACACACACACACACACACACACACACACACACACACACACACAGAGACGGACUGAGAAAGAGAGAGCCUAUAGACCCACCAGCCAUUAACGACUGUGCCAUAUACCGUAGGUCAGAGAAACUAGGGAGAAGGGAGAAAGUGGGGCUGAGGUGAAUGUAGACAAUAAUGAAAUGAUGCCAUAAUGAUUUUUGAUCGAGAGGGAAGCGGGGAACACAAAGGAAACAGGCACUCUGUCUGUGCAGCCGCUAAAGUGGAAGGGGAAUUAGAGGCAGAUGACUGCUAUAAUUCUAUGCCUGGAGAAAACCAUCUAUUUCACAAAGCUCAAUCUUUAACUGAUGGAGAAAGAGGAAGCAGUCUGUGUGUGUGAGGAGGGGAAGGGGGAACCGAGGAGGGAGUUGACCAGGAACGCUAGAUGCUCGAAAAUUGGAAUUUCUUAAUUUGCCGAAGCAUUUUUCCUGCAGAGCGCAACUCAUUUAUAAUUCCCUAACAACACUGGAGUGUUUAAGCCCAGAGUCCCGGGAAGUAUCCAGAGUUACGAAGACGUAACUCUCCUGUUUUGUUAUCCCGUUCGGGUGGCCUGCCAAUAAUUUGUGAAAAGGAAUCAUCUUUUUACUGAUUGUUCCUUUUUCUCUCUCUCGCUGCGAUAGUGAGGGAAAGGUGGUUCUCUUUUCAUUUAAUUAACUCUCCAUCUCCUCCUUCCUCUGCGUUCACCUGUUACAUCCUCUCCUCUCUCCCUUAUAUCUCUCUUUCUCUCUGUCAGCCCCCCCCCCCCCCCCCUCCCAUCGCUCCUCCUUUGUUGGCUCCUAAUAAUGAAAGGAUUAGUGUUGGGCUGCGUUCCCGACAAAGAAGAAAGGAAUAUGACUUGCUAAGGCAUUAAAGAAAGGCUUAAUUAUUUUAGAAUGUCAUUAAGAGGAUAAAAAGGUUUAAAAUCUCAAUAAGAAGGGCAAGGGGAGUGAAUGAAUGAGAAAAUAAAAUGGAUGGAUAUUUUUUCUGAAUGCUACCACACAUAUGCAGAUACAUGCACACAUUCAUACGUACAGUGAACAUGUUGACAGAACAAGUAUACAUAUCUCUGAAGUACUUAUUUGUAUAAAAAAAGAACAGCAACAUAAAUUAAAUGAAACUUUUAAGAAAAAAAAAAAGACCUGUUUACUAUUGAAACGCAUUAUGAAGCAACUAUACUAACACAGAAUAUUAGCCUAUAGAGGUGCAAAGCCGAACAAACCACUGUCCAGUGAUCUUUAAAGAAAAUAAAGAAAAGAAUAAAAAAACAAAAUCAUUUGUCUUUAUGAGAAACCAGAAGUUUUAUGGAUUUUUUUAUUAAUUAUUAUUAUUAUUUGAACAAUUAUGAUUGUUGUUAAUGUUAUUAUUAUUGCCGUUGUUAUUAUUCUAAUUGUAAAUGUUAAAGAAAUGUACACUUCCCAUGGUUUGUUUUUGGUUCUACUGUAGAGAAAUUGCUGUCUUUUUUCACUCUUACCUUUCCUCUCUUUCCCGGUCUUUCUCUCUCUCUUCGUCUCCUGUGCCUAGUCUUCUCUUCUCCUGUCUUUCACUAUUGUUUAUUUUAGAGUCCAUGUGUCAUUGUUGAUAUAUAGCUGACUAUUUCUUUAUAGGGGAAAGAUACAAAGCACGACAAAAUAAAAAAGAAUUCAAAAAUAA